AUGUCCGGACGCGGCAAGCAAGGCGGAAAGGCUCGAGCCAAGGCUAAGACCCGAUCUUCUCGGGCCGGGCUCCAGUUCCCUGUGGGCCGAGUGCACCGCUUGCUCCGCAAGGGCAACUACUCCGAGCGAGUUGGGGCCGGCGCGCCGGUGUAUCUGGCGGCGGUGCUGGAGUACCUGACUGCCGAGAUCUUGGAGCUGGCGGGCAAUGCGGCCCGCGACAACAAGAAGACUCGCAUUAUCCCCCGACACCUGCAGCUGGCUAUCCGCAACGACGAGGAGCUAAACAAGCUGCUGGGUAAAGUCACAAUUGCUCAGGGCGGUGUCCUGCCCAACAUCCAGGCUGUAUUGCUCCCCAAGAAGACUGAGAGCCACCACAAGGCCAAGGGCAAGUAA
Messenger RNA from Macaca mulatta (Rhesus monkey), 393 nucleotides. RefSeq names its product H2A clustered histone 7 (gene H2AC7). Gene Ontology annotation, cellular component: nucleosome. Gene Ontology annotation, molecular function: protein heterodimerization activity; structural constituent of chromatin; DNA binding. The record is from RefSeq and is marked provisional. NCBI's taxonomy places the organism in Eukaryota, Metazoa, Chordata, Mammalia, Primates, Cercopithecidae.